AUGACUCGUGAAAUCGUGGCUAACACCGACCCAAAUGUCGUGAGGAUCUUUGUCGUGAGACACGGCAAAACCGACUACAAUGCUAAAAAAAUCAUGCAGGGCCAUUUGGAUAUCGACAUGAAUGAUGAAGGCCGGGAACAAUCCGAAAAAGCCGCCAACCACUUGAAAGACAUUGAAUUCGACUACAUCGUCAGCUCAGACUUGAUCCGCUGUGUGAAUACAGCCCGGGCCAUCGCACAAAAGCAGAAAAAACCAUUUGGAAACUUCCCUACAACCCCAGACUUGCGAGAACGAAACAUGGGCCCCGUCCAAGGGAUGCAAGUGCAAGAUGCCCUUGAAAAGUAUGGACCCGACUUCAAAAACAUUGGCGAGAAACAAGAAGACUUGGUAAACCGCGUGACGCAAGUGUGGGAACAGACAUUCAAGAAAGCCGUGGCCGAAAACCACACCAAUACAGUGCUUUGCACCCACGGUGGUGUGAUUAGAGCUUUCAUCAACCACUUGUACAAUGUCCGGGGUUACAAGUUGGCCGAGGGAAUGACGUUCGAAGACCUUCGUGUUCCUUUCAAUACCUCGGUGACGAUGAUAGACUUGGACAAGACUACAGGCGAAGGACUCAUCCAGAAUUUUGGGCUGACGGAGCAUUUGGGUGGUCACUUUGUCGUGUCCAACCAGCAAUUGCGUUAA
Clavispora lusitaniae ATCC 42720 is the source of this 687-nucleotide messenger RNA. Its product is annotated as phosphoglycerate mutase. The record is from RefSeq and is a predicted model, not a curated record. NCBI's taxonomy places the organism in Eukaryota, Fungi, Ascomycota, Pichiomycetes, Serinales, Metschnikowiaceae. Gene Ontology annotation, biological process: negative regulation of glycolytic process; regulation of pentose-phosphate shunt. Gene Ontology annotation, cellular component: cytosol. Gene Ontology annotation, molecular function: fructose-2,6-bisphosphate 2-phosphatase activity.